AUGUCCACAGAGAAGCGCCUCACAUGUCCACAGAGAAGCACCUCACAUGUCCACAGAGAAGCGCCUCACAUGUCCACAGAGAAGCGCCUCACAUGUCCACAGAGAAGCGCCUCACAUGUCCACAGAGAAGCACCUCACAUGUCCACAGAGAAACACCUCACAUGUCCACAGAGAAGCGCCUCACAUGUCCACAGAGAAGUACCUCACAUGUCCACAGAGAAGCGCCUCACAUGUCCACAGAGAAGCGCCUCACAUGUCCACAGAGAAGCACCUCACAUGUCCACAGAGAAGCGCCUCACAUGUCCACAGAGAAGCACCUCACAUGUCCACAGAGAGAAGCGCCUCACAUGUCCACAGAGAAGCGCCUCACAUGUCCACAGAGAAGCGCCUCACAUGUCCACAGAGAAGCACCUCACAUGUCCACAGAGAAACACCUCACAUGUCCACAGAGAAGCGCCUCACAUGUCCACAGAGAAGUACCUCACAUGUCCACAGAGAAGCGCCUCACAUGUCCACAGAGAAGUACCUCACAUGUCCACAGAGAAGUACCUCACAUGUCCACAGAGAAGCGCCUCACAUGUCCACAGAGAAGCACCUCACAUGUCCACAGAGAAGCGCCUCACAUGUCCACAGAAAAGUACCUCACAUGUCCACAGAGAAGUACCUCACAUGUCCACAGAGAAGUACCUCACAUGUCCACAGAGAAGCACCUCACAUGUCCACAGAGAAGUACCUCACAUGUCCACAGAGAAGUACCUCACAUGUCCACAGAGAAGCACCUCACAUGUCCACAGAGAAGCACCUCACAUGUCCACAGAGAGCGUGUGA
This is a messenger RNA of Knipowitschia caucasica, 828 nucleotides long. Lineage: Eukaryota; Metazoa; Chordata; Actinopteri; Gobiiformes; Gobiidae. The record is from the annotation of a GenBank genome assembly.